Molecule: messenger RNA, 3297 nt
Organism: Lasiosphaeria miniovina
Lineage: Eukaryota; Fungi; Ascomycota; Sordariomycetes; Sordariales; Lasiosphaeriaceae
Exons: 4
Coding region: 1-3297 (1098 amino acids)
Biological process (GO): intracellular protein transport; endosomal vesicle fusion; regulation of ARF protein signal transduction
Cellular component (GO): cytoplasm; fungal-type vacuole membrane
Molecular function (GO): guanyl-nucleotide exchange factor activity
Source: RefSeq, a predicted model, not a curated record
AUGCUCUCCGCAUUCACAGCUCGACCCAUCAUCGAGCUCAAGCAGCGCGACAAGUCAAAAAUAGAGUCCAUUCUAGCUUAUGGUGAUCGUGUCCUCGUUGGCCUCAACACUGGCUCUCUUCGCAUCUAUCGUCUAAACGACCCACCUCCACCUUCGACUACCAAGCUCGCCAAGCCCACCAACGGGAGCUCCUCUCUACUCGAUGCUCAGAUAGCGAGCCAGAGCCCGUCAGAUCUCUCUUCUACCGCCACCCCCUCUCAAGAUGACUCUCCUGUGUCCUCGUCUCAGGUGGCAGCAACUGCAGCAGCCGCCGCCGUCGUCAAGCCGACUGAUCUGCUUCGCGAGGUGGACAAGUUCUCGACGCGCACCAUUGAGCAGCUUGCCGUGAUAAAAGAAGCAAACACCCUCGUGUCCCUGUCCAACUAUGCCAUCUGUCUCCACGACCUGCAAACGUUCGAGCCUAUCGAGGCCCCCCUUCUCCGAUCAAAGAAUGCCUCGACCUUUGCUGUGACGAGCAACAUUGUCAAGGACCCGGCUACAGAUAUUCCUGAGAUCAUCUCGCGGCUCGCAGUAGCCAUAAAGCGCCGGCUGCUAUUGUGGCUAUGGCACGACAGCGAGCUCUCCCCAGACGUGACCGAGAUUGUUCUUGCCGAGGCAAUACGGACUAUUACCUGGGCUAAUGCGACCAAGGUUGUAUGCGGCAUGAAUAGCGGAUAUGUGAUCGUAGACGUUGAGACGGGCAGCGUCGAGGAAAUUGUUGGUUCGGGGGCCAUUGGUGCUGCGGCAGGCGCCCAAGGUCGCUUCGGGGCUGUCAGUACGGCCAGUAUGGGUAUGAUGGGCCUCGGCGGCUUCAUCCCGAAGCCUCUGUCGGCGAAGCUCGGGCAAGGAGAGUUAUUGCUUGCCAAAGACAUCAACACCCUGUUUAUCAAAGACACCGGAAAGGCUCUCGAAAAGCGCCAGAUCCCGUGGCACGCUGCGCCCGAGGGAAUCGGCUACAGCUACCCGUACUUGCUAGCUCUUCAGCCGCCAGCCAAGGGAAGCUUGGAAGUGCGGAACCCCGACACACUCAGUUUGCUGCAAACAAUAAGCCUCCCUGGCGCUGCGGCCCUCCAUUUCCCACCCCCAACUGUCAGCCUCGCGCAUGCUGGAAAGUAUUUUCACGUUCUGAGCGAAAGGGUUGUUUGGAAGAUGGAUGCCACAAACUACGACUCUCAGAUCGAAGAGCUGGUUAAAAGCGGAAAAUAUGACGAAGCAAUCAGCAUUCUGGGCAUGCUUGAAGAUGCAUUAGUCAAAGACAAGACGGAGACCAUGCGAGAGGUUAAGAUGCUCAAGGCUGAGCUGCUCUUUCGCCAGAAGAAGUACCGCGAGUCUAUGGAUCUCUUCAACGAGGAUGAGGUACAUGCGCCUCCAGAGAGAGUCCUGAAGCUUUUCCCCAAGAUUAUCGCUGGUGACCUAUCUGGCGUCGAAGAGGAGCAAGAGGACGAGUCUGACCACGAGGCGCCGAAUGGAAAGGCAAAUGGCGAAAAGGCACCCAAGCAAGAUGCUGCUGAAGUCUCGUCGCCUCAGAAGGGUGGAGCUUUUACCAAGUAUCUGAUGGGCCACCGCAAAGUCAACUCGGAGACAGCAUCUAUUGCCUCGUCCAAAAGAGCCCACGACUCAGAUGACUCUGCAAGUAUCAGAGGCAAGACUGCCGAGGAGCAAUCGCAGGACGACAAAGACCUCAUAGCUGCAGUGCUUGAGCUUAACAGCUAUCUAGCGGGGGCACGAGCAAGACUACAGCGGGUUAUAGACCCAGCCAACGGCAAGCUUAAGCCAAGAAAGACGCAAAGUGGCUCGACCGAAGAAGCGUUCAAGAGUCUGUUGACCCUGUCUAAGGACGAGAGUGACGGAGAGCGUGAAAGGGAACUCCAGAGCACCUUCAAACUAGUCGACACUGCCCUUUUCCGAGCAUAUAUGUACUCUCGCCCGACUCUGGCUAGCUCCCUCUUCCGCAUCCCCAACUUCUGCGAUCCAGAUGUGGUCAACGAGCGGCUGGUUGAACACAACCGCUUUAACGAGCUAGUAGACUUCUUCUACGGUAAGAAGCUCCACCGGCAAGCGCUCGACUUGCUACGCAGGUUUGGCUCGCCAGAUGAAACCGACGACAUUGCACCAACCCUGCACGGCCCGCAAAGGACAGUCAUGUAUCUGCAAGGCCUACCACCAGAGAUGAUUGAUGUUAUUCUGGAGUUCGCAGACUGGACUCUCAAAAAAGACCCCAAGCUCGGCAUGGAGGUGUUUCUCGCGGACUCGGAAAACGCCGAGACUCUGCCCAGAGACAAGGUCAUUUCGUUUCUGAGCCGUUUCGACACGGGGCUAGAGAUACAGUAUCUGGAGCACAUCAUCACAGAGUUGAAUGACAUGACUGUCAAAUUCCACGACCGCCUGGUCGAAUUGUUCAUCAAGAAACUUAUAUCAGAGGAGGCCGACAGGGGCAAGGAGUGGGAUCUCCUGAUGGAGCGGUUUGUACGGUUCCUGAAGUUGAGCGGACAGUACAAGUACAGCCUCAGCAAGGCUUUCAAUCUCAUACCCAAGGAAGACCCGCUCUUCUAUGAGGCGCAGGCUGUUAUACUCAGCAAGAUGGACCAGCAUAAACAGGCGCUGGCGAUUUAUGUCUUCAAAAUGAAGGACUUUACAAAGGCCGAAGAAUAUUGCAACCGCAUUCAUAAAGCAAAGGAUGCGCAGCCAGCGUCACCGUCACAGAUCCAUCACGGCACCUCUGAAGACCCAGACGAGGCACAGCCCUCCAUUUAUCACACAUUGCUCUCACUAUAUCUCACGCCGCCACCACCGUAUUCCCCAAAUCUUGAGCCAGCACUCGAUCUUCUCUCUAAACACGGCUCCAGACUCCCGGCAACCUCGACCCUUUCUCUCGUCCCCGACUCGCUCCCGGUUGCGGAGCUCGAGUCCUACUUCCGCGGCCGCAUGCGCAACGCCAAUAGCGUUGUGAAUGAGACGCGCGUUGUCGCCGGCCUGCGCAAGACUGGGCUGGUGACGAGCCAGGCGCUUCUGCUGCUUGGCGACGGCAUUCCAGGCGGCCAGGGCGGGCGAAAUAGGCGAGUUGUCGUCAGCGAGGAGCGCGUCUGCGGCGUCUGUCACAAGAGGUUGGGCGGAACCGUCGUCGCCGCCAUGCCGGAUAGUACGAUAGUUCACUAUGGCUGUCUGAACAGGGCCCAGUCCGGCGCCGCCGGCGGAGGGGCUCCCCUCCUAUCCUCCCAAGUCGGGGCGUGGGGCCGAAGCGCCGGGGUCGGAGCCUGA